AUGGAAAUGCUUACGCUGAAUAUGGGUAGGGGUGGCAAGUUCAAAAGAACUGACAAGAAGGAUGUUGCUCGAAUUUUUCAAGCUGAUAUUAAAGUUAUUCCGAGAAUCUGGAGGACAGCAGAGCGACAAAAAGAGCUUGGUAAGGAGGUGGAUGUGUCCAACCAAAAGAAAAGAAGAUGUGGAAGGAAAGGAAAGGAUAAUGUUCUAUCUCAAAUCCCCACAGUUCCAUUGAAUAGAAGGUCGACUCUCAUGUCACUUGCUCGCCCAUUGGGUGUCAGUCAUACUACACUCUACCAGAAACUCAAGCUUCACAAGAUUAGGAGGCACUCCAAUCGUUUGAAGCCAAGCUUGAAAGAAAAGAAUAAAAGAGAAAAGAUCAAGUUUUGUAUGUCGAUGCUUGAUGAGACAACUUUAGCGGCUACAACACCUAAAUUCAUAAGUAUGCACAACAUUGUGCAUAUUGACGAAAAGUGGUUCUAUAUGACAAAAAUGAACAGAAACUACUACCUCCUCCCUCAUGAAGAUGACCUGGUCGGAACCAUUCGGAACAAGAACUGUAUUGGCAAAGUAAUGUUCCUGACCGCUGUUGCUCGACCCAGAUAUGAUGCUGAAGGCAAUGUAACAUUCUCAGGGAAAAUUGGUGUCUGGCCUUUCAUCCAAGAGAUUCCAGCUGCUAGAAGAAGUGAAAAUAGAGCAAGAGGGACCAUGGAAAUCAAGAACGUCACUGUGAACCGACACGUAAUGUGGCAGUAUAUGAUAGAGAAAGUGAUUCCGGGAAUAAAAGAAGUGUGGCCCACAGAUGAUAUUGGCCCAAUAUUGAUCCAACAGGACAACGCGAAGACACAUAUUCUUCCCGGUGAUGCAGAGUUCGCAGAAGCUGUGGCUACAACUGGUCUGGACAUUAGAAUAAUACAACAACCUCCAAAUUCUCUAGAUCUGAAUGCACUUGAUCUUGGAUAUUUCACAUCCCUUGAGUCUUUGACCGAUUGCAGAGCCCCUACGACUAUCAAAGAACUGAUUCAAGGUGUGCAGGAAGAGUUCGAUGAGUAUGAUGUCGACAAACUCAACCGAAUAUUUCUAACACUUCAGACCAUCAUGGUUGAAGUGAUGAACUAUGGAGGAGGAAACUCAUAUAAAAUUCCGCAUUUGCGGAAGGAGAGAUUGGAAAGGCAAGGAAUGCUACCGCCUAUGAUACAUUUCCCUCGUGAAGUUUAUGAUAAUGCCAUGGAGAUUCUAGGACAAGAUGUCGAGUGA
Molecule: messenger RNA, 1254 nt
Organism: Aegilops tauschii subsp. strangulata
Lineage: Eukaryota; Viridiplantae; Streptophyta; Magnoliopsida; Poales; Poaceae
Source: RefSeq, a predicted model, not a curated record